AUGCUCAGCAAGUCUUCUCAUUUCGGCUUACUUUUAGUUUCUACAAUUGUCUUGCUAUCCGUUACGUUUACAAAAGUAGACGGACAGCCCUUUUAUUGUGUCAAUGAAAUGGGUGCUAUAGGUUCAGGUUUUGCAGGAGGCGAGCACUGUUCUACGAUGACUGGAUCAGUAGAUAUGAUAAAGCGUGAACAAGAAAAAGGAUCUUUUGAAAGAAUGAAAAAUACUGAUUAUGCUGUUGGUCCUACUACGGAUGAUAUCGCAGGAGUUUCUCUGGGUUUUGUGGGCGAAAUCUCGGAAGAUGAUGAAGAAAAUGAGAGUAGUGUAGUGUUGCAGCCAAUCUAA
Mucor mucedo is the source of this 342-nucleotide messenger RNA. RefSeq lists its product as uncharacterized. NCBI's taxonomy places the organism in Eukaryota, Fungi, Mucoromycota, Mucoromycetes, Mucorales, Mucoraceae. The transcript has a single exon. Bases 1 to 342 code for a protein of 113 amino acids. The record is from RefSeq and is a predicted model, not a curated record.